Pelobates fuscus (common spadefoot toad) is the source of this 2411-nucleotide messenger RNA. RefSeq names its product NALCN channel auxiliary factor 2 (gene NALF2). The coding region runs from base 130 to 1503 and encodes 457 amino acids. The transcript is spliced from 3 exons. NCBI's taxonomy places the organism in Eukaryota, Metazoa, Chordata, Amphibia, Anura, Pelobatidae. Gene Ontology annotation, molecular function: stretch-activated, monoatomic cation-selective, calcium channel activity. The record is from RefSeq and is a predicted model, not a curated record. Gene Ontology annotation, biological process: calcium ion import across plasma membrane. Gene Ontology annotation, cellular component: plasma membrane.
AGGCCCCCUCACUGGAGGCAGGUGACAUUGUGCUGGUGGUGUAGGAAGCCCACCACAACAACCAUAGGAAGGGGGUGGUGGGGGUGGGGAGAGACUGAGAGCACCCCGCAUUCUCCCACCCCCUGAAAUAUGAUCAGUGGGGCUUGGAUGUAUCCAAGGGAAGAUGAGGCCGUCUUAAAGAUCUGCUGGGAACCCCGACACAGCGACAAACCGUGCGCCGACUCCGAGAGGGCUCAGAGAUGGCGAAUGUCCCUAGCCUCCCUUUUGUUCUUCACCGUCCUGCUGUCUGAUCACCUCUGGCUGGUCUCCGCCGGGGCCAAGGCGAGGAGCAGCUUCUCUUUCAGCCUUCAGCCGGUCCCUAGAGGGGGGGAGCAGGCCAACUACUCCAGCCUGGUACCCCUCCAGAGCUUCCCGGGGGGGGAGGGCAGGGGGUGCUGGGACAACUUGCUAAGCAAUCUGACCAAAUCUGCUGCUCACAGUCCUCAUUGCACUGGGGCCAGGACCUCUCACCUGGACUCUGCCUGCACCAAACUGCAUUACAUGCAAAGACACGGGGGGUCUCUUUUUCCACCCUCUCCCCAAACCUCCUCCUCCCCAUCUUCCUAUCCCUGGUCCAGCCACCCUUUCUCUUUUUCCUCCAAGAGGAACUUUUUGAAGGCUUAUUUUCGCAACCUCACCCUGUCCUUUUGUAAUACAUACACCCUGCUGGACCUGCUGCUGGGCAUGCCUAACCCUGACAGCCUGAACUGCAGUCUGGAGAAACUGAUGGAGGACUUCCCUGGGGCAGCUGCAGCCUCCAAUGCCCUCCUGGAGGGUGAGGUGUGCAGCAGCUGUGUCCAAGCUUACCAGAGACUGGAUCAACAUGCUCAGGAAAAAUACGAGGAGUUUGACUUUGUGUUGGAGAAAUACCUGCAAGCUGGAGAGUACUCUGUGAGAUCCUGCGUGGGAGACUGCAAGGCUGUCUACAAAGCCUGGCUGUGCUCGGAGUAUUUCAAUGUGACCCAGCGGCAGUGCCGCCACCACAUCCCCUGCAAGCAGUACUGCCUGGAGGUACAAACCCGCUGCCCCUUCAUGCUACCUGAUAAUGACGACCUUAUCUAUGGAGGAUUACCGGGCUUCAUCUGUACAGAUACGCUAGAAGACCAUAUAUCUAACACAGAGGCGGAGUGCUGUGAUGUCCGAUGGCACUCAUGUAACACCCCCGGGAGUGGCAAUCACAACUCAUCAACCAAAUCUUCGAACUCCCAAUCCAUGUACUACCAACACCGCAGUCGCCACCACCAGCAUCACCAUCGACACCAUCAUUUGCAUCCCUAUUAUCACCAUCACAACCCCUCUCUGCUGCCGGUCUCAGCGGGAACCCGCCUCGGAAAUACCAGACUAAGGCUGUGUGUGCUGGUACUUAUGCUGCUCCACACCAUGGCCUCCUUCUCGGCUGUGCAGAAUGGGGUGAGUUUGGAACCCAUGACUGGCAUGGAAGAGACAUCGGCACGUGAAGAGUGAAUGCAUGGAAGCGCUUUCUGAAAACUCCGAAGGUUGGAAUACGUUCCUCCCAAAGGGUGUGCCCUUUUGUUUGACCUGGAGGCACUGAGAGGCCGCCCUCAGAAGCAGUUAACGGUGGUCAGCCUAGUGAAAACAGAUGAUGAGUCCUUUGGGCUUGAGGGCCUGUGAGACACAACUUUGAGAAGGGUUCUGUGUCAGUGGCCUUGAAAUAAUGCUUGUAUUAAGCACAGGCAGUGUGAGGCAGAGUAUGAUUGGGGUGGUCCUGUAUCAAAUUGAAUAUGGAAAGAAUGUCUGGCCAAAUAAUGUACGGCAUUCAAUGCUUAGUUAAACGGUUGGCCUAGCUCACCAAUAACGACUGGUGAACAAGUGAUAAGUGCUUUAGUGCUGCCCUGAAUGUAUUCUUGGUCAUGAUGGCUAACAAGCAUUAUUUAUAAGAGGUGUAUGUGGCCAAGUGGCAGCUGUAUUUCUUAAGGUGAAUACAAAACAGAAAGUUAGUCACCUAGCCAGGCUAAUAAUUGUGAGAGAUCUGAUAAUUACAGUAUUCUGCAAAAAUAAAGUAUACAACACUGUGUCUCUUUACAGUGAAAAAUACAAUAAAUGCUGGUUUUCUAAGUUACAAAAAUGUGAGACACUUAAACAAACAAAAAAAGAAUUAAUACAAUGUGCAAAAAAUAUAUAUUUUGGGUCACUUGUGGUACUGCAAACAAUAGGAGAUAAAUCUGAAUUUUAUCAGAAUGAAUGAAGUUGAUGGAACAAAAACAAGAAAAGAGAAUACGCGUAAGAUAAUGUGUGAAGGUGAGUCAGCCUCGCAUUUUCUGGACAGGCUGAUUUAAAUGUUUCCACAAUUCAGUUUUAUAUAAUUUUAUCAAUUGUGCAAAUCAAAUGUUUGACAGAAAAGACAAACAACU